AUGACCCAAGUCGUUUCUUCUACUCCUCCUGUUCUCCCUGAACACGUCAAGAAGCCAAAUGAGGAAGAAUAUAAAAAGAGUAUUGAAAGCAUCAACGCUUCUAUCGAAAAGAUUCAAAAGCAAUUCGAUGCUGUCAAGGAUAAGAUCGCCAAGUUACCUCCCAAGGGCGAUAACUCUCGUCGUGAACAAAUCAAGACUGAAUUGGCCGAGAUACGUGAAAAGCAGGCUGAACUCAAGAAGAGUCGUAAGGCUGUCUAUGAACAAUUGGAUGCCCUGAAUGACUCUAUCAGAAAGAAGGUUACUGUCGUGAAAGGUUUCCAGAGCAAGAUCCCUUAUAGAAGCACUGAAGAAGUCGAUGCUCGUAUUUCUGAACUUGAAAGGAAGAUUGAAGCUGGUGUAAGAAUUGUCGAGGAAAAGAAGAUGCUUCAAGAAAUCUCGUUGCUCAAGCGUAAUCGUCUUUCAUUCGAAGACAUUGACCAACAACAGAACGAAAUCAAUAGAGAAAGAGCUAUUUAUGACGAAUUAAAGAAGAAUAUCGAUGAUUCUGAAGCCAAGAAAUUAAGUGAUCGUUAUGAACAGCUUGAUGCUGAAUUCAAGACGAUCCAAGAAGAUCAAAAUAAGCAAAGAGAAGCUCGUAAUAAGCUUUAUGAUGAACGUAACCGUCUGAAGGGAUUGUUAGAUGAAGAAUACAACAAAUUACGCACUCUUCGUGACGAGCAUCGCAAAAAUAACGAUGAAUACUACACGUUUAUUCGCAAAUUACGUGAAUGGAAGAAGGAACAGGAGCAACUUCGUAAGGUUCAAGAAGAAAAUGAAAGACGCCAAGAAGCUGCCAAGCAAGAACUUGAGCUGGCUUCCUUGCCUGCAUUUGAAAAUGAAAUUGCCCUCUGUGAUAACCUCUCUGCCUUCUUGGAAAGUUAUCUUAGCCCUAACCACAAAAACGAUGCUUCUGCUGAUUCCAAUGCGAAUGAAAUCGCUAAUGCAUUUGAAGGCAUGGUUAUCAAGAAGAAAGAUGAUGACUUCUUCUUUGUUGGCAAUAACAAAAAGAAGCAUGGUAAGAACAAGGAAGCUGUCAAAGACACCAAGAAGUCAGAUGCUCUCAAAUUACCUCUUUCUACCAUGGAAGCCUUCUUUGAUAUCAAGGUCACAGUACCUACCAAAAUCUCUGAAAUUCCUACUACACUUCAAAAAUUAAAAGAACGUAAAGAGUACUUUAUUAAAGAACAACCCAAGGCUACUGAAGCCAAUCGAAAGAAGGCAGAAGAAAGAAUUCAAGCCAUGUUGAAAGCUGAAGAAGAAGAAGAAAAAGAAAAGGAAGAAGAGAACAAGGAACAAUAA
Messenger RNA from Rhizopus microsporus ATCC 52813, 1338 nucleotides. RefSeq lists its product as uncharacterized. The transcript is spliced from 5 exons. Gene Ontology annotation, biological process: intracellular mRNA localization. Gene Ontology annotation, molecular function: mRNA binding. Gene Ontology annotation, cellular component: nuclear outer membrane-endoplasmic reticulum membrane network; ribonucleoprotein complex; endoplasmic reticulum. The record is from RefSeq and is a predicted model, not a curated record. Lineage: Eukaryota; Fungi; Mucoromycota; Mucoromycetes; Mucorales; Rhizopodaceae. The coding region runs from base 1 to 1338 and encodes 445 amino acids.